Messenger RNA from Sphaeroforma arctica JP610, 377 nucleotides. RefSeq lists its product as hypothetical. The annotation marks the transcript as partial. Lineage: Eukaryota; Ichthyosporea; Ichthyophonida. The transcript is spliced from 2 exons. The record is from RefSeq and is a predicted model, not a curated record.
CUCAUAAUAGGUAGUGUGUGCUUAUAGUUUAAUAAAGGUCGAUCUAAUUAGGUUUUUAGAUGGCCAGAAAAAAACUGUAUUAUACGUAACUAUAGCACACCUCAAUAUAGACGUUUCAAGAUCACACUGUUAUGAGCAACAGCUUAGGUGACACAUGUGUGGUGUGUCACGCGACCUGGACAUCCGUUACUGCGUGUGUGUGCAACAAACGCCUAUACUGUGGUGAGGAGUGCAAGAAAAAAGACUGGGAUGGUGGUCAUGAUGUCGUAUGCGAGAAGAAAGUCAAAAGCGAAUAUGAGUGCUGUGAAUGCAGACGGCCUGAGGCUCCAUUUUGUUGCCCAUGCCUUCAAAUGGCGUUCUGUUCGCCAGAAUGUCAG